CUCCCGUCCAAAAAUGGAAAAUCGAAAACGCCAUGGCUCAUUCGCGCCAUGGCUUCCACAGCUCCGCCUCCCCAGGCCUCGUUCUCUCUCUUCGCCGGCCGGAGGAGAUGCGCCGCCGCCGCCGCAGGCAGGCACCGCGCGGGGAGGCGGGACCGGCGCGGGCGUUCCCGGACGCCGCCGCCUGCGGGUUUCCGCGACGCAGGGCCCACAGGAGCCGCGGCCGCCGCCGGGAGUGGACACGAGGAUCCACUGGGAAAACGAGGACGAAGGGUGGAUCGGAGGCGGCGACGGCUCGAGGUCGGAGGAGGGCGGGAAGCAGUUGGGCGCGGAGGAGGAGCAGAGGAAUCUCUUGGGGGAGAAGUUCGCCGAUUUGCUCAACGAGUCCGCUGAUUCCCACUACCAGUUCCUAGGAAUUUCAGCCAAUGCUGAUCUGGAAGAAAUCAAAGCCGCUUACCGGAGACUAUCGAAAGAGUACCAUCCAGACACGACUUCCCUUCCAUUAAAAACUGCGUCAGACAAGUUCUUAAAACUGAGGGAAGUUUAUGACGUGUUGAGCGACGAAGAGAGCCGGAGAUUUUAUGACUGGACGCUCGCGCAGGAGGCCGCAAGCCGGCAAGCGGAGAAAAUGAGGAUGAGGUUAGAGGAUCCUUAUGAGCAGGACUUGCAGAACUACAAGCCUGUACCGGAUAUGGUUGAUCGGCUCAGCGGGAGGAACAUGGAUUUGAGUGACCAGGCCAUGUCAGCUCUCACAUUCGAUGUGUUCAUUAUCAUCUUUGCAAUAUGCUGCAUCAUUUAUGUUAUAUACUUUAAGGAACCGUACUAUUAGGUUGUUCUUGAGAAGUUUAUGUACAUUACAGCAACUCACUAUUUUCAGCAUACUCAAAGAAGCAGGAUUUAACAUGUAUACAAAAUUCCAUCCUGCAUAUAUCAA
Eucalyptus grandis is the source of this 931-nucleotide messenger RNA. Its product is annotated as NAD(P)H-quinone oxidoreductase subunit T, chloroplastic. Bases 14 to 826 code for a protein of 270 amino acids. NCBI's taxonomy places the organism in Eukaryota, Viridiplantae, Streptophyta, Magnoliopsida, Myrtales, Myrtaceae. The record is from RefSeq and is a predicted model, not a curated record. The transcript is spliced from 2 exons.